CUGUGGUGGCAGGAGUGAGUAGGGCAACUGCUAAGGCUCAUUGCUAAGGACUCCAUGGGAGGCUAAUGGAAGACCAUGACUCUAGCUGUGCUUUUCAAUCACUUACUCUUCUAAUAGAGCUCUGCCAUUGAAUCAUGGAGUCUUCAUCUGAGGACCAAAGAUCAUCCCACAUCAUGAUACAACCAAAUGAAACAGUACUGACUGCCCUUCCCUAUGAGCCUCAGAGCUCUCUGCUGGAUUUCCUGAAGGGAGAGCCAAAAGUCUUGGGGGCUCUCCAGAUCCUGCUUGCUCUGAUCACUGCGGGUGUUGGAACCAUAUUUGCAUUCAAUUACUUCCAUUUCUCCCAGAGAUUUCCCCUCGUUUUCCUCACGGGAUAUCCAUUCUGGGGAGCAUUUAUUUUUGUUAUUACGGGAUACAUCACAGGAAUCAAUGAGAAGAAAAAAUGUUAUUUGCAGGGAAUUUUGUCAGUCUUACUGGUCACCAGCAUAGUAGAGCUCGGCAUCUCUGUGACUAUCUCCUCCUUCAGAAGCAAGUGCUGGACAACCUCCGAUGAGAUUGUAUUUUUCUUGCCUUUGGAUGUUACUCAAGAGAGUGAACGUUCUGUCCCUGAAGAAAAUACUGCAGUACAAUUUGAGCUUCAAGAACAGUCCUCCACUGCUGAUUCAACAACAAACAUACAACCUGUUUUCAUUGGAGGCUAUACUUUCUUCAAGUUAAGAGUCACAAGAAAUCCUUUAGCCUUCAGACAUUCAAGGAGGAGAAACAGUAAAACUUACUACACAUCUUCUGUGUCUAUGCUAGAUGAACAACAGAAAAGUAUUUCUCCACCUUCACAAGUUUAUGAGGAAAGACCUAAGCUGAAACCUUUGCUUCCCACAUUGCUGGAAAGGUCCACAGAAAACAUCCCAUAUGCCAAACAACUGAAAGAUGAAGACCUAAAAGCUGCUAUUGCACAACGCCCAGAAAAUCAAACCCAACUUCUGCAGUCCCGCGCUUUGCCACUCCAAGUUUUCCCAUCCAGUUACAUAAAAAAACUCCAAAUGUUACCACCCCAGGCUCUGCCAGUCCUGGCAUCUCAAGCCCCAACAUACCAGGACACACAGUCUCAAGGCCUGACAUCAGAAGACAUGCCAUACCAAGACAUAUCAUCCCAAGAAUCACAAUACCAGAGCAUGCCAUCCCAAGAUACACAAGCCCUAGACAUGCCAUAUCAAUAUGCACCAUCCCAAAACACACCAUCCCAGAACACAUUAGCCCAAGACAUGCCAUCUAAAAAUAUAUUAUCCCAAGACAUGGUAUCCCAAAAGCCGCCAUCUGAAGGUAUACUUUACCAAGAUCUGCAUUCCCAACUACAAGCUCUGCCAGCACAAUCCAUGCUACUUGCAGCCCCAGCAUUUCAUGCAGCCCAGUCCUCUAAUAUACAACGCCUAGAUCAGCAAGCCCUAGAUCUUCAACAUCGAAACCAGCAACUUGCACGUGUAUCGUACCAAGACAUGCAAUCAGAAGUCAUGUUACUGACCCAAGAAUGGAAAUCUCAGGAGGAAUUCCAGAGCAGGAAAUCCACAAAGUGGCAAUUCCUAGACUGGCAAAAUGAGAACCUGCAAUCCCGAAAGUCACAUGAUUUAUACAGGCAAAACAAAGGCUGGCAAACUCCAAAACAGAAAUCCCAGGACUUGCAAAUGCAAGGCCAGCAAUCCCCAAGAAAGAAAUCCCUAGACCAGCACAUCAAGGACUGGCUAUCCCCAAAGAGGCACUCCAUAGAUAAGCAAACCCAAGUUAAGCAAACCAGACAGAAGUCCUCAGGUCAGCGAACUAAAGACCAGCUGCUGGUCUUAGAGGAACAAUCCCUAAGGCAGCGAUCCCCAAGUGGACAACGUAAAUAUCAAGAGGACAAAGAGGAAAAAUCCCCAAAGGAACAGCCCAAAGAUAGACAAGAUAAAGCUCAACAGACUGAUAUGGAGAAAUCCCCCAAGAAGCAAACCCAACAGGAGCACACUAAAGAUCUGCAAGUCCGAGAGGAGAAAUCCCCAAAGGAACAACCCAAAGACAGAAAAGAUAAAGCUCAACAGACUGAUAUGGAGACAUCCCCCAAGAAACAACCCCAGUAUGAGGAGGUUGAAAACCUGCAGGCCCAAGAGGAGAAAUCCCUGAAGCAGCUACAUCAAAACUGGCAAUCCCAAAUCCAGGAAUACCAAGCUUGGCAAUCUUCAAGCCAACAAUUCCAAGACCGGAGAAUUCAAGGCUGGAGAAACAAAGAGUGGAAAGCACAAGAAUUGGCACUUGAAAUGCCACAUUCCCUGAGGUGGGAAUCCCAAGCCUGGCAAAUCCAAGAUCUACUAGAGCAAGAGUCCCUAAAGCAGAAAGCUCUAUACCAAGAAGCCCAAAAUGUGCACGUCAUAACUCGACGUCAGCAAUUACAAAGCAUUCCAUUCAACGACAGUCAGUAUCAAGAUGAGGAACAAGACCUUAAAUCCACAGAUAUCCAAAAAGAAGGUAUGCAAACAGAAACCGUGCAAAUAAGAGACAACAAACCAGAAAGCAUGAAAUACCAAAACCUACACAACCAGCAGUCAGAAGACAAAAAUCCAGAUUGUUGUUUCUCCUGCCAAAGCUCAGUACAAGACACAAAUUUGGCCUAUCUGUCUGAUAUAAAUUCAGAACAAGAUGUGCAAAAAAACAUUUCAAUUUGCUCAGCUUCAUACCAAGAUGAUAUGACUUUAACUUCUACCUCAUGUUCCCUAAAAGACCAACAGCAAUCUGAGGACUCUGACUAACAUGGAAAAUCUACCCAAAUGCCACAAUGCUCCCAAGCAUGCAACCAAAAUAAGGAAAAACAAUAUAGUCUCCUCCAACCUAUGUUCUCAAGUCUGGUUGCUACCUAUUCACUCGCCAGAAAACAAAGGGCCUGCAAAACACUCAAAGGAUUUGCCCUUAACUAAAAUAAAAUGACAACAAACAUUAA
Messenger RNA from Herpailurus yagouaroundi (jaguarundi), 2962 nucleotides. Its product is annotated as membrane-spanning 4-domains subfamily A member 14. The transcript has 5 exons. Lineage: Eukaryota; Metazoa; Chordata; Mammalia; Carnivora; Felidae. Gene Ontology annotation, biological process: cell surface receptor signaling pathway. The record is from RefSeq and is a predicted model, not a curated record. Bases 135 to 2774 code for a protein of 879 amino acids. Gene Ontology annotation, cellular component: plasma membrane.